Messenger RNA from Rhagoletis pomonella (apple maggot), 1779 nucleotides. Its product is annotated as ERI1 exoribonuclease 2-like. Gene Ontology annotation, biological process: exonucleolytic trimming to generate mature 3'-end of 5.8S rRNA from tricistronic rRNA transcript (SSU-rRNA, 5.8S rRNA, LSU-rRNA); mRNA splicing, via spliceosome. Gene Ontology annotation, molecular function: 3'-5'-RNA exonuclease activity; pre-mRNA intronic binding; U12 snRNA binding. Bases 243 to 1346 code for a protein of 367 amino acids. The record is from RefSeq and is a predicted model, not a curated record. The transcript is spliced from 3 exons. Lineage: Eukaryota; Metazoa; Arthropoda; Insecta; Diptera; Tephritidae. Gene Ontology annotation, cellular component: U12-type spliceosomal complex.
UAUUUGUUUUGGGUGGUGAAUUUUAUUGCAAACGAAAUUUUAGCUGGCUGAAAAAUACUUUUGGAUUUAAUUUUUAAUAUUUUUGCUGUAGCCCUAAACAUUUUUUCCUGUUCAUCGGAAAUUGGAUAAAUUAAUUAUUGCAAACCAACCUGCGAAGCUAUCACGCCGUGGAACAGCUCAAAGACAGUGUGUAUGGUCAAAUUAACUUUCCUCCAAUAGCGAUCAAGAUUGCUAUAUAAAAAAUGGAUAAUUCCGAUGCAUCGACGCUGCUGAUAAAAAAUAUACCAAAAUCAAUUAGCGACAUUACAAAUCUCCUACCCUAUGCACCAAAGGAAUUGAAACAAUUCGGGCGGCGACGCGUACUGGUGACAUACGAAAAUGAGGCAGUUGCUCAGACCGUUUUGCAGCAGUUGCAACAAUUGGAGCUCAUACCCGGCAAGCAUUUGAAUGCAGCUUUCUUUCGCAAAAAUGAAAAGCCAGCCGCUAAUGUGAAACCCAGUAAAAAAGUGACAUCCAGCAAAACAACGCAGACGAGUUUGCACACAGCUGGCGAUGCGGCGGCACCCCAAAUCAGCAAACAACUAGGCCUCCUCGAAACCAUAUACGUCGAAGGUGAAUCAGGCACUGACAAAAAUAAUUCUAGUUACUUAACAAAGCUGCGCAAACCACAGUUAUCGAUGCAGCCAUACAAAUAUUUGAUAUGCAUGGAUUUUGAAGCGACUUGCUGGGAGAAUCAGGCGCCACCUAAAUGGCGUGAAGCCGAAAUUAUCGAAUUUCCUGCGGUGAUGGUAAAUCUGCAGACAGGCAAAAUUGAAGCAGAAUUUCACAAAUAUGUCAUGCCCAUCGAGUCACCCAAAUUAAGCGCUUUCUGUACCGAACUGACCGGCAUAAAGCAGCAAAGUGUCGACAAUGGCAUGCCGCUACAAACCGCCAUAAUGAUGUUCCAAGAGUGGUUACGCAAAGAGCUGCGUGCACGAAAUUUACAACUGCCAAAAAUGUCCAAAGAUAAGCUUAUUGGCAAUUGUGCUUUUGUCACCUGGACUGACUGGGAUUUCGGCAUUUGCCUGGCGAAGGAAUGCCAGCGGAAGCGACUGAAGAAGCCAACCUAUUUUAAUCAAUGGAUAGAUUUGCGAGCAAUCUUUCGUGAAUGGUAUAAGUACAAGCCCAUCAACUUCGCAGAUGCAUUGUCGCAUGUGGGGCUCGCAUUUGAGGGGCGUGAACAUUCAGGUAUCGAUGAUGCGCGCAAUUUGGCGGCUUUGGCUUAUAAGCUAACAUGCGAUGGUGCACCGCUGGCGAUAACGAAGGACCUCGCGCCAUUUCAACUCAACUCGAAUUGUAUACUUUAAGCAGCGAGGGGCAUGGAAACAAGUGACUGAGACAUACAUAGUAGCAGAGGGGUUAGAGGUUUAUUUUAUAUUUUACUUUGGAAUUGACAACAAAAAAUACUAAAUAUAUGCAUAAAUAUAUGUAGGACUUGAUAGAUUACACUGCCCAACAAAAUUCUAUUAUGUAAAAUAUUGUAGCCGAUUCUUGUAGGAUUUUUCCCUUAGAAUACGAAUACGACCGUAAAUAUAUUGGAUGGGCUCUAGUUUUCGAGCAACUUAGGUUUAAAGGUGCCGUUUAACCAUAAUUUUUUGAUGCAUCAGUUUAUUGUUUUACAGAGGCUCGAAAGUGUCCACAAAUGCGUUUUUCGCCACCUUUUAAUCUAAGUUGCUCGAAACUAGAGCCAAUCCUAUAUCUUUACGGUCCGAUUCAGAUUCUACGGGAAAAAUCCUAUAA